Messenger RNA from Dendrobium catenatum, 1818 nucleotides. RefSeq names its product glutamate dehydrogenase 1, mitochondrial. The record is from RefSeq and is a predicted model, not a curated record. Lineage: Eukaryota; Viridiplantae; Streptophyta; Magnoliopsida; Asparagales; Orchidaceae. Gene Ontology annotation, biological process: L-glutamate catabolic process. Gene Ontology annotation, molecular function: L-glutamate dehydrogenase (NAD+) activity. The coding region runs from base 358 to 1593 and encodes 411 amino acids. The transcript is spliced from 12 exons. Gene Ontology annotation, cellular component: mitochondrion.
UGUAAUGCGGGCUUAAACCAUCCUACGGCCGGCGGCCGGCGGAUCGAAAGGAAGAGCCGGAUUGAGUAGAAGACGAAGAAGGAAUCAGAAUCUUUGUUGAAUUUUGGCCAAGAGAGCUCUUUUAAUGGAUUCCCUUCACCUCCCGCUUCCUAUAAAUCCAGUCUCCUCCUCUUCUGCAAGGCUGCAGUUACAAACCAUCCAUCGAGUUUCUUGCUUUUCCCUCUUUCGGGAUUGGUACGUAUAUUCAGAGUUGGAGAUCGGGAAAGAGUUCGAUAAAUCAGUUCAACAUUACUUCGUAUUUCUUCUUCAAUAUUGUGGAAUAUUGCAGGGACUAGGCUAUAGAAGCAACUGGUCAAGAUGAAUGCAUUAGCUGCAACCAGUAGAAACUUCAAGAAGGCAGCUAAGCUGUUGGGCUUGGACUCGAAGUUAGAACGUAGCUUGCUAAUUCCUUUCAGGGAGAUCAAGGUUGAGUGCACAAUCCCUAGAGAUGAUGGUUCUUUAGCAUCAUUUGUGGGAUUUAGGGUGCAACAUGACAAUGCUAGAGGCCCCAUGAAGGGAGGAAUUAGAUAUCACCCAGAGGUUGACCCAGAUGAGGUGAAUGCCUUGGCACAAUUAAUGACCUGGAAGACUGCCGUAGCAAAUAUCCCAUAUGGAGGAGCCAAAGGUGGAAUAGGAUGUGCUCCUGGAGAGUUGAGUCUUUCAGAGCUUGAGAGACUCACGCGAGUCUUCACACAAAAGAUACAUGAUCUAAUUGGUAUUCAUACUGAUGUUCCGGCGCCAGAUAUGGGAACAAACCCACAGACAAUGGCGUGGAUACUAGAUGAAUAUUCCAAAUUUCAUGGCUACUCACCUGCUGUCGUUACUGGGAAACCUGUUGAUCUUGGUGGAUCUUUGGGUAGAGAUGCAGCUACGGGAAGGGGAGUUCUAUUUGCCACACAAGCUCUGCUUGCGGAGUAUGGGAAGAGCAUCUCAGAUCAGCGUUUUGUCAUACAGGGGUUUGGAAAUGUGGGUUCAUGGGCUGCUAUUCUUAUCAGUGAAGCUGGUGGGAAAGUUGUCGCAAUUAGUGAUGCUAGUGGAGCAGUUAAAAACAGUAAUGGCCUGGACAUUGAGAAAUUACAUAAAUAUUCCAUAGAGAAUCGUGGUGUUAAAGGUUUCAGUGGUGGAGAUUUAGCUGAUCCAAACUCGCUAUUGACUGAAGACUGUGAUGUACUUAUUCCAGCUGCGCUUGGUGGUGUUAUUAACAGGGAAAAUGCAAAUGACAUAAGAGCUAAAUUCAUUAUUGAGGCAGCCAAUCAUCCAACCGAUCCAGAGGCCGAUGAGAUUCUGUCAAAGAAAGGUGUAAUUAUUCUUCCAGAUAUCUUUGCAAAUUCUGGUGGCGUUACUGUGAGUUAUUUUGAGUGGGUUCAGAACAUUCAAGGAUUUAUGUGGGAUGAAGAGAAGGUGAACUCUGAGCUGAGGACUUACAUUCUCAAAGGUUUCAAGGAUGUUAAGGAUAUGUGCAAAACCCAUGACUGUGAUCUACGAAUGGGAGCCUUUACCCUUGGGGUUAACCGAGUUGCUCGAGCUACAGUACUAAGAGGUUGGGAGGCCUAACUUUUUAAGUUUUUUAGUCACUCUUCAACAGAGUCAUCAAGUUUGUGCAAUGACACUUUACUCAGUUUGUAUCCCUUAGAUUAUGCAGGCAAUUUUGUUCAAGAUUUUUUAGACUGUUAUUUAAGUCAUCUUGUGAUGCUAUAUUUUGUUGUGAAAUAAAGCAUUAAUAAUGAUGCUGUGUUGUUAAAGUUUUCGAUUGAUAAUUUGAAGGUUCAGAUUAUAUGA